ACAAAAUAGAGCUGUGCAGAUUCUGAACGAAAGCUUUCCAAAAACGGUAGUUACUUCUUUUUCACCAUGUACAGACUAACUUUGUCGUCCAUUUUCUACAUUUGCCUAAGCCUGAUUUGUAUUUCUUCAGCAACUGAAUGGCAACACCAAGAAUCUGGAGACUUUAAUGAAGAUGCAUUUCCUGUGAUGUCAAGUACUUGGCAAAAAAGCUUAGACAAAAGAAACACUUGGUGGACGAAGAAAUCUAUUCGGGACGAAGACAUAUCAGAAGGCUGUUUGGUGAGAUGUCUCGUGCAGCUUACAGACUGUUUGCAGCAAGGUGAAAACAGAGCGCUUUACUUCCAUUGUAACGACCAUCAUAUUUCUUGUGUAACGGGGUGCUUGAAAGAAUAUAGGAAAGGCUUAGCCAUCAAAAAUGCUGACAUCCCUUCAAGAAAAUAAUCUUUGACUUUAAUGUAAUGAAAAGAUGUUUUUUAAGGGCCAUUGAAUUCCAUAUUCCUUCUGUAAUAAUGAACUAAA
This is a messenger RNA of Uloborus diversus, 519 nucleotides long. RefSeq lists its product as uncharacterized. The record is from RefSeq and is a predicted model, not a curated record. The transcript has 5 exons. Bases 67 to 441 code for a protein of 124 amino acids. Lineage: Eukaryota; Metazoa; Arthropoda; Arachnida; Araneae; Uloboridae.